AUGCUUGUAUAUAGAAGGAAUUGCACAGAACAGAAGGAAUUCCACCUCCUGGUCUUUUCCGAGUCAGAUAAAGUGCAAUUUGUGCUCUUCACUGGGAUUUUGUUGAUGUUCCUCUUGGCUGUGUUUGGGAACUUACUUAUUAUGAUCCUCAUAUGUCUUGUCCCUCAGCUUCACACUGCCAUGUACUUUUUCCUAUGUAACCUCUCUAUUCAGGAUAUCAUCUAUGUGUCUGCCAUACUUCCAAAAUUCUUGGUCGUAACCAUGACAGGAGAUACAGCUAUUUCCUUCCCAGGUUGUAUGACUCAGAUGUUCUUGUUUACAUUCUGUGUCGGAACAGAAUUUUUUCUAUUGACCUCGAUGGCCUAUGACCGCUAUGUGGCCAUAUGUGUUCCUCUGCGCUACUCCAUCAUUAUGAACAACAAUGUUUGCAUAUUAUUGGCCAUUGUAUCAUGGAUGAUGAGUAUUUUUAAUUCUUUAACAUACUGUUUAUUGAUUUCAAAACUAAAAUUUUGUUCUCGUGGCGUGAAUCAUUUCUACUGUGACCUAAAGACUAUCUUGAAACUUUCUACCAGUGACACCAUGAACAUUCACAUUGCUGUGCUGGUAGUUUGUGUAGUUUUAGGGUUCUUUCCAUUUAUGAUGAUAAUAAUGUCCUAUAUUUGCAUUAUAUCUACCAUCUUAAACAUCCAGACUUCAGCAGGACGAACCAAGGCCUUCUCCAGCUGCUCCUCACAUCUGACUGUUGUGUUUCUCUUUUAUGGAACAUCUCUUACUUUCUAUUUGAAACCACAGUCGGUACAUGCUCAAGAGCAAGAUAAACUACUUUCCCUGUUAUACACCGCUGUGGUUCCAAUGUUAAACCCUUUAGUUUAUAGUCUAAGAAACAAAGAGGUUUUGAGAGCUCUGAGGAUCUUAACCGAAAAAUACUCAACAGGUAAGAUACAGGAUGAGUUUAUGUAA
Messenger RNA from Spea bombifrons (plains spadefoot toad), 960 nucleotides. RefSeq names its product olfactory receptor 5V1-like. Gene Ontology annotation, molecular function: G protein-coupled receptor activity; olfactory receptor activity. The coding region runs from base 1 to 960 and encodes 319 amino acids. The record is from RefSeq and is a predicted model, not a curated record. NCBI's taxonomy places the organism in Eukaryota, Metazoa, Chordata, Amphibia, Anura, Pelobatidae. Gene Ontology annotation, biological process: G protein-coupled receptor signaling pathway. The transcript has a single exon. Gene Ontology annotation, cellular component: membrane.